AUGCCGUGUCUGCUGGAGUGUCGUGUUCUGGUGGGGCUGGUUCUCGGCGUAACCUGCGAGCACUGCGGGCUCUUCAGCACGAGGGGAGGCAAAGAGUCUCAGGAGGAGAUCACUACUACCCCUUUGCUGCAUCGCAGACCCAAGUACCAUGGGCUCCCUCGGCUUCUGAGCAAGGCAGGCACCAUUUGCUCGUCUCACAAAUACCUGAUGAAGACCACCGACUCGGGCGACUCGGCGCAUCGCAAGCAGGUGGAAGACCAGAUCAACUAUGACCACCUACAGAAGCUGGAGUGGAUGUUCCGUGAAGCAGAUAUUGAUGGUGGAGGAGGCUUGGAUAUGGAAGAGUUUAGGAAAGCGAUGAAGAAGAUCACGAGCAGCCUUUCCGAUGAAGACAUCGAUGACAUUUUCAUGAAGGUGGACACGAACUGUGACGGCUCGGUGGACUGGGAGGAGUAUCUCAAUUACAUGCUGUGUGAAUACCGGGGGAAGGACGACAUGCAGAAAAGCAAGAUGUUCCCCGGACUUUCGAUGAACAUGAAGACUGUCCCAGUGUCCCACGCCGAAGAGAUUGUCAAGAUCCAGUUUUUCCCCAACCAGAGCCGGAUCAUGAAAUCCAAGAAAGGCAGCAGCACCAACAUUGGGAGCAGCCGGUCUGCCUCUGGGCGCUUCCUCACCGUGAGCAGAGACGGGAUCCUACACUACUGGAGUGACUCCUUCACGCUGCUUCGGACCGUUCAUCUGGACCAGAGGAAGCGGCGCCAGAGUUUGAAAUUGUGGGUGAUUGACAUGAUAUGCCUGCCGAAUAUCAACUUGAUGGCCAUCGCAUCUACUGAGCAAGAUAUUGAGUUCUUUGAUAUUGGGGGCAACAAAUGCGACCGCCUGUUUUCCCUUGUUGAACUGGAUGGAUGUGCCACAGCCAUGGAUUACUGGACAGAUGGAUACAAAGGGGUGUUUUGCGUUGGAGACGUGAAAGGGAAUAUCUUGAUUUUCACCUCGGUGAACGUCGUGGCCAACGGGCUGUUCAAUGUUCGAGGCUACAUCGGUGGCAUAGCGCAAGUCCCGGUGCAAACUCUCAUGAAAGGCAAGACAGACGCAUACAAGAAUUUCACAGUGCUGCCCCGGCAGCCUUCAUGUUUGCAGCAUCUCGCCUCCUCCCCUGCGCAGGCUCUGCACGAAGACUGGUGCCAGCAAAUCAUGUUCAUCCCCCAACUCAACCUGGUGGCCUCCUGCACACCGGCCGACAAGACCGCCAUGGUCCUGACUUCGCUGCCGCUGCACAAUGUUGGUAAAAUCCAAUCUGCCGUGAUCGUACUGAAGAAAGGCAUCCUCUGCUUCGACUACGCUUCUGAAAUGAAUAUUCUUGUGACUGGAGGGUAUGACCCGCUGAUCCGAAUCUGGAACCCGUAUGUCACAAACAGCCCCAUAACGCAGAUGAAGGGCCACACGACUGCUGUCACUCACAUCACGGUGAACAAGCAGAGGAGCACCAUCAUCAGCAUCUCCAAGGACAAAAACAUCCGUGUCUGGGACUUGCUGGAGCACGUCUGCCUGCAGUCCAUCCAUGGCAGGAACGUGCAGCUCGGAAACAGUCCCAUUUCGGCCGCCUACUAUCACGUGGCUUCCAAUUUUCUGGCUUGCGCCACUUAUAUGAUAGGUGUGUUCUUUGGGACAGAAACCCCUGAGGCAGAAAGCAAAACUCAGGAGUUGCCUGUGUGUUGCACUUUGUACAACAAGAACUUUAAACAGGUAGUGAGCGGCUACUACAACGGACUGGUCACGGUUUGGAAUAUUAUGACUGGGCAGAAAAUUAUGGAGUUCCUAACGUCAGAAGGCAAGUUGGUGGAGAUCACGGCGAUGGCAUUUGAUGCUCCGGAGAGGAGGUUGAUCACUGGCCUGAAAAACGGGGUGGUCAAGCUAUGGAAUUUCAACAAUGGCGCCUGCCUGGCUGAGCUGCCUUCAGUGGACAAGAAUGAGAUAAGCUGCGUCUUAUAUCUGAAUAACAAGAUUUUUGUGUCGGGGUGGAGUAGGAGAGUGACCUGGUACCUAGACACCAAGGAAGAAGACAAAGUCAUUGAAUGUAAGCACUGGAAGUCGUACCACUCGGAUGAUAUCUUGUCGAUGAGCAGUUAUAGCAAUAAGCUGUUGGUGACCUCGUCCUGCAAUGGAGACAUCGUCUUGUGGAAUGUGAAUUCUGGCCAGGCGUUCUGCAGGUUUAAUGCAUCCCAGAGUCCUUUGGCCCUUUUCCCAAAAAGGCCAGCCUGGUACAUGCAAGGAAGCACCAAAAGCGCCAACCUACUACAAGUAACAGAUUCUGUGGAAAGUGGUGAAACCAGCCCUCCGACACGAGAUGCGCUAGCCUGGAAAGAAGAAAUUCAGACCACCCAGGUUGCUGUUGAGAAGGUUAAGUUCCUGAAUACUCGUGAGCGCGAUCCCAACACGGCCAUUUUGCUGACCAGCUGUUCGGAUGGGUUUGUCUACGCCUGGGCGGUUGGCAGCAAAGGUGGAAUGAUGGGCAAAUUUCGAGGAGCCCACGGAUUCGGUCCGGAAACAGUGGUCACCGCCAUGUCCACAGAUACGAAGGAGUUGGUCCUUUUUACCGGAGAUUCCAUGGGAUACAUUAAAGUGCAUGAAGGCUGGGUGACGUCCUUGGUCCCCCCACCCUGUCUGAGUUCUUGGAGGGGCCACCUGAAGAACAUUGGCAGUAUCAGUUAUGUGGAAAGGUUCAGAGUGAUUCUCACUUCCAGCCAGGACUGCACCAUCUCACUCUGGAUGCUUUCAGGCAGGCAUGUCGGGACCUUUGGGCAGUCGACCUGGAAACUCGGAGCCCCUCCGGUGGGAACUGCGGAUGUGCCGGAAGAGAUCCGCCGCGUGGGCUCCCUGCACACCCUGAGAGUUUUGAACGAAGGCAGACGACCCCACUGGGAGAGCACCCGCAGUAUCCUCCACGCCUUGACCGUACAGAAGAGGGAGCAGUCCAUGCUGAUGGAUUUCCUGCACAUGAAGUCAAGCGGUGCCAGCCCUGCGGCGGGCAGAAUGCAGGAGCUGCUCCAGAAGGAGACACGGAUCAUCCAAUAUUCGGAUGGUCAAAUUGAGGCUGCGUUUCGGAAGUGGGAAGAUUCGGGAAAGAUGAAAAGCGACAUCCUUGGCCAUGCCUAUAAACAGAAGGUGCCCCGGCCGCUGCUGAAGGAGCUUCCUGUCAUGAAGAAAUGUUUGGCCAGCAAAGAGCAGGCCCGGAUCUACCACUGUAUCCAGUACACCGAUCUCCAGCAAGUGCCUCCCACUCAGAUCCCUGAAAGCCUGAAAGAAGCACAAAUGAUCCAGGGCUUGUCUGACCUACGGGCUUCCAAGAAGGCCAAGAGAUGGACGGCCCUCAAAGGCUUUGUGACCAAGCCCACCGUGAAGAGCUUCAUGUUGCGCAAGCAGGCUCUUUAUACCAAAGACAUCAGCCCUGCUGCAGGCCCGGCUUAA
Euleptes europaea (tarantolino) is the source of this 3468-nucleotide messenger RNA. RefSeq names its product EF-hand calcium binding domain 8 (gene EFCAB8). Gene Ontology annotation, molecular function: protein binding; calcium ion binding. The record is from RefSeq and is a predicted model, not a curated record. Bases 1 to 3468 code for a protein of 1155 amino acids. The transcript is spliced from 25 exons. Lineage: Eukaryota; Metazoa; Chordata; Lepidosauria; Squamata; Sphaerodactylidae.